AUGGGUGGUCGUCUGCUAUCUGUGGUUCAGCAAGCGAGGAAAAUAAUGAAGUGGCCGCAGAAUCAUGUUCAUAGUCACCGGAAUCAUCAUGAGCCGCCGUCGUCGUCGGUGAAUGACAAGAACGUAGUUCCGCGUGGACACAUAGCGGUUUACGUGGGAGAGUUGCAAAGGAAGAGGUUCGUGGUUCCCAUAUCGUACCUGAACCAUCCCAUGUUUCUGGAUUUGCUUGGGCGAUAUGAGCAAGAGUUUGGGUUUCAUCAUCCCAUGGGUGGCCUCUCUCUUCCUUGCCAGGAAGACCAGUUCCUUAGCCUCACCUCCCAACUCAAAUCUUCCACCUAG
Neltuma alba is the source of this 339-nucleotide messenger RNA. RefSeq names its product auxin-responsive protein SAUR24-like. The coding region runs from base 1 to 339 and encodes 112 amino acids. Gene Ontology annotation, biological process: response to auxin. The transcript has a single exon. The record is from RefSeq and is a predicted model, not a curated record. Lineage: Eukaryota; Viridiplantae; Streptophyta; Magnoliopsida; Fabales; Fabaceae.